Nematocida ausubeli is the source of this 813-nucleotide messenger RNA. RefSeq lists its product as uncharacterized. The record is from RefSeq and is a predicted model, not a curated record. Bases 1 to 813 code for a protein of 270 amino acids. Gene Ontology annotation, cellular component: cytosol; Golgi cisterna; trans-Golgi network. Gene Ontology annotation, biological process: Golgi vesicle budding; Golgi to plasma membrane protein transport; Golgi organization. The transcript has a single exon. Gene Ontology annotation, molecular function: phosphatidylinositol-4-phosphate binding. Lineage: Eukaryota; Fungi; Microsporidia.
AUGGACGAUUUUUCUCCUAGGCGAAGAGAUGUAAAACAGGAGAAUGCUUUUUCUUCUCUUAAGCGAAUGAAGACAGACCUAAACCUUUCUGAAAUUCUUGUUAUUUUUACUACAACAGUGGCGCAGAUGUCUAUUCCUGGCUUGUACGAUCCAGUCUCAAUAACACUUCGGGCCCUUCUACUCAGCGAGCUGGUUCUGUGCGGGGGCAUUGCUAUAGACAAAGACGACAUUAUAGUCGCGCGGGACACAUACAUGCCUCUUGACAGUAUACACGAUGAGGUGCACGGCAAUAUUAGAAAAGCAGUUCACCCAAAGUCUGUCAGUACAUGGUUGAAGCUGCUGAAUGGAGAGUCAUACUCAAUAAAGAAAGACAAGUACCAUGUGCGAAACACAAGAAAGCGAAUAGGCAAGUGCCUUGUUGAAAAAAAGAUACUAAAAAGAAGCAAAAGCAAGACACGUGAGUUUAUUAACCUUGUAGCAAACAGAGGCCAAGUUGUUUCAAAUGAAGAGGUGGCUUUUAAAGGAGUCAAGUCAAAGAUAAUACUUGAUCUCACUGCGUAUUUAACAGGAGAAAGCCAAUACGAAGAUCGCGACAUUUUGAAACUAGACAUUAUUGUGUGCGCUCUGGUGUUCUGCUGCUUCAUAGAUGAUUUGUACCUAACGCUCUCGCCGCGCGCAUCAGGAAUAGCUCAAAAAAAGGUUGGCGAGAUUAUAAGUAAGUACAAGUCUUUGUUUGUAGACACAGAAAGGAGCACAGAGUGGGGUAUACAUUCGAUCAUGCGUGCAUACCUUAAAAUGUCGGUCGGAAUAUAG